Drosophila innubila is the source of this 983-nucleotide messenger RNA. RefSeq lists its product as uncharacterized. The record is from RefSeq and is a predicted model, not a curated record. Bases 50 to 826 code for a protein of 258 amino acids. The transcript has a single exon. Lineage: Eukaryota; Metazoa; Arthropoda; Insecta; Diptera; Drosophilidae.
UGCUUUCGGACUUUGUGUAAAAGAAACAUUUUCAAAAUUUUUCUUGGCUAUGGGUGCUAAAAAUUCUGUAAAAUGCUCAAGCGUUCUGUUGGGAGCGAUUCAUCUGCAGCAGGGAUUCAUCAAGGGUCUGUUAUCGUCUACAAUCCGUAAUAUGUCCGGCUCUAAAUGCAGUCGAGUACCCCAAAAGGAGAAGAAGAAAUGCAGAAUGCCAUUGGUCAUACCACCGGAAUAUUUUAAACAGCCCAAUCCCUGUAAAACAGAUGAAGAGCUACAAACAGAUCGAUCUCUGGGCGUUUAUAUGCGCUGCUCUCCACCCUAUAAGCCAGUAUGUAUGGGACCCUGUUUCAAUGAACCACGCCUAGAUGCUACACUGUACCGGCCCAGUAAGGCCCUUGAUAAGCCGUACAAGAAGUAUUGGGUGGACUGUGUCAUUGAAAAGGUUCCCAAACGUGUGUGCAGUAUGAUGCAUGAAAAGCCUGAAAUUCCACGACGGCAGCCGCGAAGGACGAAGAGCUGUAAUCUAGCUCCGUCCGAAGGAUGCCGCACAUUGAUGAGACCGUUGCUAUGUCGACCCUUGAACCCAGGACCCGCAAUAUCCGAGACUCGCUGCAUUAAGAAUCCACUCUGUGAAUGUCCUGCGGCAAGGAGAGUAACUCGUUGCAAAAUCAAGCCAAAGGUUCAAGCCACAAAAAAGCGUCAGUUAACCAGAUAUCCAAGUUUUUCCGAAUGCCAAAGCGCUCAAUUGAACACAGCUCCGAUAACUGAGUGCCUCAAGAAGUAUUCCAUUUGCGAAACUUGGCGUGUUUUCAAAACUAGACAUGGCUAAGGAAUUUUACCUAAAAACUGCUCAAAACAGAUUGUGACGUUUCCUAGUGUUUCUAUUGUUGGAAGACACUUCAGAUCAGUAUUUUAACAGCAAAUCAAUCACAGAUUUCAAUAAAAUCGAGUAUUAUUAUGAAUUAAAAAAAAAACAUGUGGAUAAC